AUGCUUCUACAGACACAGAGGUUCCAGAAACUCCGGAUACACCCGAUGACUCCUCAGAGGACAACUCUCCAACAUACUGUUUAUUUCAUUUCACAUCGCAUUUUUUGGUUAACUACAAUACAGUUGAAUAAUGGAUCCAAGUCUGUUAAGAAGAGAAAGGAAAGUCUCUUACCAGAAUAUGAACAGAGGUUCAAAUCCAGCAAAUUUGUUGACAAACGAAUUGGUGAAAAUGAUGCCAACCUUUCAUAUGAGGAAAAAAUGACAAAACGAUUAGUAUUAGAAAAACAAAAAUAUUUGGAGAAACGUAGCAUCUUCAGUUUAAAUGAUGAUGAAGAACUCACUCAUUAUGGCCAAACUCUGUCAGAGAUAGAAACUUUUGAUAACCCCAUUGACAGUGAUGAUGAAGAAAUUGAUGGCCGUAUCAGUGGUAAAUUGGUUGCCGAAGAACAUUUUGGUGGUGGUGUUUUGGAGAAGCAAGACAAAGAUGAGGAGAGAAAACCAUGGAAAGAGAGAAUGGAAGAAUUAAUCAUUAAAACUAGAAAAGAAAAGUUUGAAUUGCAAAAAGAACGAGAAAAUGCUAUUAAACUUACGGAGCAAGUGGAUUCAGAUUGGAAAACCUUACGUUACCUCAUGUCUGGAUCUACUUUAAAGGAUGUAAAUGAGAAGAAAAGCAUGAAAUCUAAGAUUGAUGAUUAUGAUAUGAAUGUCAGGGCCUUAGGAUUGGAAGCCAGGGCUAUGGCUACUGACAAAAUGAAAUCUGAAAAAGAAUUGGCAAAAGAAGAAAUGGAAAGAUUGGAAAAACUGGAAAAAGAACGUCUGCUACGUAUGAAAGCACCAUGGGAAGCCGAAAAGAAACAAAAUCGUAAAUACAUGUCUGCUGAUGCUCUUGGAGAUGAACAGUUUCUGAUUCCUAUUUUGAAAGAAAAAUCUAAAAACGGCGGGAAAAAGAAAAGCGUGAAGUUUGAAGGUGACAGUGAAGAUGAACAGAAUGAAGAUGAAGAUGAGGAAGAAAAAGAUGAAGAAGAUGAGGAUGAAGGAGGAAAAGAAGAAGAUGAAGAAAAUGAUAACGAAGAAACAGAAGAGUCAGAUGCCGAAUCUGUUGAAGAUUCUUACAGUGAUGUUCUAACUGAUGAAGAUGACAAUGUUAAGGCAGAAGAACCAGAGACAAGUGAUGAAAAAGAAGAAAGUGAAGAUGAAAAAGAAAAGAAAACGAAACAAAAAGAGGAGAGGCUAGCUGCAAUCUCAGAGGAAGCUAAGAAACAACUGCCAUUUACAUUUGAAGCGCCAACCACAUUUUCCGCUUUCCUGUCACAAUUAGAUGGCUAUUCUUCUGAUGAUCAGAUCACAAUAAUUGAGCGAACACAAAAAUGUACUCAUCCCAGUUUAGCUGAAGGAAACAAGAAAAAAUUGGAGAAACUAUUUUGUUUUGUGCUGGACUAUUUUUGUGAACUAUGCAACAAACCUGACUCUGAUCUUUGGCUUCUCGAUCGACUCACAAUCCAAUUAUUCCAAUUGACAAAAGUUUCUCCCAAAAGUGCUGCACAAGCAGUUUUAGCAAAGAUUAAAGAGAGACAAUCCAAUUUCAACAAAACAUAUCCAGAUAUGGACACACUGAUGCUCCUAAAACUAGUUCCUAUCCUUUUCCCAGCAUCUGACUUCCAGCAUCUUGUGUGCACCCCAGCCAUGCUUUUCAUGGGGCAGAUACUGUCACAGAGUCUUGUAAAAUCUGGGCGAGACAUUGCUGCUGGUUUGUUCCUGUGCUCGGUUUUUCUACAGUGUGUCACAACCUCAAAGAGAUUUGUCCCAGAAGUAAUAAAUUAUCUUCAUGGAAUUCUUUACCUCGCAUCUUCCAAAGAUUCUCAAAAGUCACCUCAAAUAUUUCUUCCGUUCAAACCUGUUGAACCAGAAAUGAAUUUAUUGGUCUUAACAGAAGAAACAGCAAGUGAGGAAACUAUACAACCCUUGAAACUCAGUUAUCUAAAAGGCUGCAAGGACAGCAACAAAGACAAUUUGUUUAAUUGUGACAGAUUUAGGCUUUUAAACCAAUUUGUGUUCAGUUUUUCUUUCAUUAAUUUUAUGAAUCCUUCAUUUUUAUUUAUUUAUUGUUUUGAUUUUUUUUUUUUUUCAUCAGUUUUUUAUCAUUUCUUAUUAACUCUUUUUCUUUCUCACCUUUACCCACCUUUCUUUCUCUUUUUUUUUUUGUCAUCACCCUUCCUUUUGUUUCUCUCUUCUCCCAGUGUUUCUUUUCAUUCUUGGUUUCUUUCAUUUCCUUUCUUUCAUUCUCUCUCUUUUCUUGUCUGUAUCUCUCUCUCUCUCUCUUUUCUUGUCUGUAUCUCUCUCUCUCUCUCUUUUCUUGUCUGUAUCUCUCUCUCUCUCUUUUCUGUAUCUCUCUCUCUCUUGUCUGUAUCUCUCUCUCUCUUUUCUUGUCUUCUCUCUCUUUUCUUGUCUGUAUCUCUCUCUUUCUUGUCUCUCUCUCUUCUUGUCUAUCUUGUCUCUCUCUCUCUUUUCUUGUCUGUAUCUCUCUCUCUCUCUUUUCUUGUCUGUAUAUCUCUCUCUCUCUUUUCUUGUCUGUAUAUCUCUCUCUCUCUUUUCUUGUCUGUAUCUCUCUUUUCUUGUCUGUAUCUCUUCUCUUCUUGUCUGUAUAUCUCUCUCUCUCUUUUUCUGUCUGUAUCUCUCUCUCUCUCUCUCUUUUCUUGUCUGUAUCUCUCUCUCUCUCUCUCUUGUCUGUAUCUCUCUCUCUCUUUUCUUGUCUGUAUCUCUCUCUCUCUCUUGUCUCUCUCUCUUGUCUUGUCUCUCUCUCUCUCUCUCUUCUCUUGUCUGUAUCUCUCUCUCUUGUCUGUCUCUCUCUCUCUCUCUCUUCUCUGUCUGUAUCUCUCUCUCUCUUGUCUCUCUCUCUCUCUCUUGUCUGUAUCUCUCUCUCUUUCUCUGUCUCUCUCUGUCUGUAUCUCUCUCUCUCUUGUCUGUAUCUCUCUCUCUCUCUCUUGUCUCUCUCUCUCUUGUCUGUAUCUCUCUCUCUCUCUCUUGUCUGUAUCUCUCUCUCUCUCUCUUGUCUGUAUCUCUCUCUCUCUCUCUUGUCUGUAUCUCUCUCUCUCUCUUUUCUUGUCUGUAUCUCUCUCUCUUGUCUGUCUUCUCUCUAUCUUGUCUGUAUCUCUCUCUCUGUCUUUAUCUCUCUCUCUCUUAUCUUUAUCUCUCUCUCUCUCUCUCUUUCUCUCUCUCUCUCUCUUGCCUGUAUCUCUCUCUCUCUCUAUUUUUGUCUCUCUCUCUCUUGUCUGUAUCUCUCUCUCUCUCUCUCUCUCUCUCUCUCUCUCUGUCUCUCUCUCUCUCUCUUGUCUGUAUCUCUCUCUCUCUUUUCUUGUCUGUAUCUCUCUCUCUCUUUCUUGUCUAUCUCUCUCUCUCUCUUGUCUUUCUCUCUUGUCUGUAUAUCUCUCUCUCUCUCUUUUCUUGUCUGUAUCUCUCUCUCUUUUCUUGUCUGUAUCUCUCUCUCUUUUCUUGUCUGUAUCUCUCUCUCUCUGUCUAUCUAUAUCUCUCUCUCUUGUCUCUCUCUCUCUCUCUUUAUAUCUCUCUCUCUCUCUUCUUGUCUGUAUCUCUCUCUCUCUUUUCUUGUCUGUCUCUCUCUCUCUUUUUGUUGUCUGUAUCUCUCUCUUUUUGUUGUCUCUAUCUCUCUCUCUUUCUUGUCUUGUUCUCUUUCUCUCUCUCUCAAUUAUUCUCUUCUCUUUUUUUCUAGUCUUUUUCUCUCUCUUGUUAUUUUCUUUCUUUUCUUUUUUGUUAAUUUCUCUCUCUUUAUUCUCUCUCUUUUUCCCUCUCUCUCUUUUAUUCUCUCUCUCUCUCUCUCUCUUUCUCUGUCUUUGUCUCUCUCUCUCUCUCUCUCUUUUCUUUUCUCUCUCUUGUCUCUCUCUAUCCCUGUCUCUCUGUCUUUGUCUCUCUCUCUCUAAUUUUCUUUUCCUUGUCUCUCUCUCUAUCUUUCUCUUCUUUGUCUCUCUAUCUUUCUCUUCUUUGUCUCUCUAUCUUUCUCUUCUUUGUCUCUCUAUCUUUCUCUUCUUUUCUCUCUCUCUCCUCUGUGUCACUCUCUCUCUCUUCUUUGUCUCUCUCUCUAUCUCUAAUUCUCUUCUUUCCAUAUCUCUCAUUUUCAUUCUCUUCCUCUUUCCCUCCCCCUUCAUAUUUACCUUUCAGUUCUCUUCUAAUAUCUUUUAUGCCUUUAAACCAUUUUCAUCUCCACUUAUUUAUUCUAUACACAAUUGA
Molecule: messenger RNA, 4239 nt
Organism: Acanthosepion pharaonis
Lineage: Eukaryota; Metazoa; Mollusca; Cephalopoda; Sepiida; Sepiidae
Source: the annotation of a GenBank genome assembly